Molecule: messenger RNA, 1344 nt
Organism: Trichechus manatus latirostris (Florida manatee)
Lineage: Eukaryota; Metazoa; Chordata; Mammalia; Sirenia; Trichechidae
Gene: RXFP3
Product: relaxin family peptide receptor 3
Exons: 1
Coding region: 10-1344 (444 amino acids)
Biological process (GO): positive regulation of cytosolic calcium ion concentration; immune response; G protein-coupled receptor signaling pathway
Cellular component (GO): external side of plasma membrane; membrane
Molecular function (GO): C-C chemokine binding; C-C chemokine receptor activity
Source: RefSeq, a predicted model, not a curated record
GUGGCCACCAUGAAUGAGGGGACUGGCGGGGGCGAGCUCGCAGAUUUCCUCACUCUGAUCCCGGACCUUCUAGAGGCGGGCAAUGCGAGUGGCAACGCGUCGCUGCAGCUCAAGGACUGGUGGUGGGAGCUGGGACUGGAGUUGCCCGACCGUGCGGGCAGCGGCGGUGGUCUGCGGCUCCUCAUCGUUGUGGUCUACUCAGUGGUUUGCGCGGUGGGGUUGGCAGGCAACCUACUGGUGCUCUACCUGAUGCAGAGCAAGCAGGGCUGGCGCAAGUCCUCCAUCAACCUCUUCGUCACCAAUCUGGCGUUGACUGACUUCCUGUUCGUGCUCACCCUGCCAAUCUGGGCGGUGGAGAGCGCGCUUGACUUCAAAUGGCCCUUCGGCAAGGCCAUGUGUAAGAUUGUGUCCAUCAUGUCGUCCCUAAACAUGUACGCCAGCGUCUUCUUCCUCACCGCCAUGAGCGUGACGCGCUACUACUCGGUGGCCUCGGCUCUCAAGAGCCACCGGACUCGAGGGCAUGGCCCUGGCGGCUGCUGCUGCCUGAGCUUGGAGGACAGCUGCUGUUUCUCGACCAAGGUACUGUGCGUGUUGAUCUGGGCCUCAGCCACGUUGGCCUCGUUGCCCAAUGCCAUCUUCGCCUCCACGACCAAAGUGCUGGGCGAAGAGCUGUGCCUGGUGCGCUUCCACGACCAGCUGCGGCCGGGGGACAGGCAGCUCUGGCUGGGCCUCUACCACACGCAGAAGGUGCUGCUGGGCUUUGUGCUGCCUCUGGGCAUCAUUAGCCUGUGCUACCUGCUACUGGUGCGCGUCAUCUCCCACCACCGCGUGGCAGGAGCCCAUGGCGGGGCCGUGGCGUCCGGAGGAGGCCUUGCUGAAGCCAGCGCCCGGAGACGGUCCAAGGUCACCAAAUCGGUGACCAUCGUGGUCCUGUCUUUCUUCCUGUGUUGGCUGCCCAACCAGAUGGUCACCGCCUGGGGCAUCCUCAUCAAGCUCGACGUGGUGCCCUUCAGCAACGAGUACUUCCUCUUCCAUCAGUACGCGCACCCCCUGAGCGUGUGCCUGGCUCACUGCAACAGCUGCCUCAACCCAAUUCUCUACUGCCUGGUGCGCCGCGAGUUCCGCAAGGCGCUCAAGAGCCUGCUGUGGCGCAUUGCGUCGCCCUCACUCACCAGUAUGCGCCCCUUCACAGCCACCACCAAGCCGGAGCCCCAAGAUCAGGGGCUGCGGGCCCUGGCGCCGCUGCAGGCAGUCCCGGAGCCCGACCUGCUCUACUACCCGCCUGGCGUGGUGGUCUACAGCGGGGGGCGCUGCGACCUGCUGCCCAGCAGCUCCUCCUACUGA